CGCGUUAUCGAUAAUCCAUCGUGCGAUUUUACAAAUAGGUGCUCUAACAUGGCACCAAUAUUUAUGCGUUCGUAUUUCUUGUCUGCCCCGCCAGGCGAUCUACCAAGAUGGGUCGCCGUCCCGCUCGCUGUUACAGAUACUGCAAGAACAAGCCCUACCCGAAGUCUCGCUUCUGUCGCGGUGUUCCCGAUCCCAAGAUCAGGAUCUUCGACCUCGGGCGCAAGAAGGCCCGCGUGGAAGAGUUCCCGCUAUGCGCGCACAUGGUGUCAGAUGAGUGCGAGCAGCUCUCCUCGGAGGCGCUGGAAGCCGCCCGUAUCUGUGCCAACAAGUACAUGGUGAAGACGUGCGGCAAGGAUGGCUUCCAUAUCCGCAUGCGGCUGCAUCCCUUCCACGUCAUCCGCAUCAACAAGAUGUUGUCCUGUGCAGGCGCCGAUAGGCUGCAAACAGGGAUGCGCGGAGCCUUCGGUAAGCCUCAGGGCACAGUGGCGCGCGUGUCGAUCGGCCAGCCCAUCAUGUCGGUGCGCACCAAGCCCAACAACAAGGAACACGUGGUAGAGGCUUUCCGUCGUGCCAAGUUCAAGUUCCCGGGUCGCCAGAAGAUCCACGUCUCAAAGAAGUGGGGCUUUACCAAAUUCGACAGCAAAGACUUUGAGGCAAUGCUGGCUGAAAAGACGGUGAUGCCCGAUGGUGUGGGUGUCAAGUACAUGCCAAACCACGGGCCCCUGAACAAGUGGCGGGCACUGCACGCCGCGUAAGAAGAGACAACUACCAUCAACUGGGCACACAUUUUCUGCCGCUUACCCGCAUGAGCUUGGGAUGUGUUGCCUUGUGAAUUUGGAGAAAUAAAACCUGUCCUCUGAAA
This is a messenger RNA of Lethenteron reissneri (Far Eastern brook lamprey), 862 nucleotides long. Its product is annotated as large ribosomal subunit protein uL16. Lineage: Eukaryota; Metazoa; Chordata; Hyperoartia; Petromyzontiformes; Petromyzontidae. Gene Ontology annotation, biological process: translation. Gene Ontology annotation, molecular function: structural constituent of ribosome. The record is from RefSeq and is a predicted model, not a curated record. Gene Ontology annotation, cellular component: ribosome.